CUCCCUAGGGUUCUGUAAGAACAGUCUGCCAGUCAGAGCUGGGCAGGUAGGAGACAAGAGAGUGGCUACAAUGACGUCAGCAGUCCUGGUGGACAUCCGAGAUGAGGUCACCUGCCCUAUCUGCUUGGAGCUCCUGACAGAACCCCUGAGCAUAGACUGUGGCCACAGCUUCUGCCAGGCCUGCCUCAUGGGGACUAGUGACAAGUCAGUGCUCAGCCAAGAAGGGAAGAGCAGCUGCCCUGUGUGCCGGACCACCUACCAGCCUGGCAACCUCCGCCCUAAUCGACACCUGGCCAUCAUAGUGAAGAGACUCAGAGAGGUCGUGUUGGGCCCCGGAAAGCAGCUCAACGUCAUUCUUUGUGCACUGCAUGGAGAGAAACUCCAGCUCUUUUGCAAGGAAGACGGGAAGUUAAUUUGCUGGCUUUGUGAGCGAUCUCAGGAGCACCGCGGGCAUCACACAUUCCUCAUGGAGGAGGUGGCCCAGGAGUACCAGAACAUGUUCCAGGAGUCUCUGAAGAAGCUGAGGAAGGAGCAACAGGAAGCUGAGAGGCUGAGAGCUCUUAUCCAAGAGAAGAGGGCAUCCUGGAAGAAUCAGGUAGAGCCUGAGAGACACCGGAUCCAGACAGAGUUUAAGCAGCUGCGAAGCAUCCUGGACAGGGAGGAGCAGCGGGAACUGAAGAAACUGGAAAUGGAAGAGAGGAAGGGGCUGAGCAUCAUCGAGAAGGCCGAGGGUGACCUGAUCCACCAGAGCCAGGCACUGAAAGAUCUCAUCUCUGACCUGGAGCACCGGUGUCAGGGGUCCACAGUGGAGCUGCUGCAGGAUGUGAGUGACGUCACAAAAAGGAGCGAGUUCUGGACCCUGAGGAAGCCCCAAGCCCUCCCCACCAAGCUGAAAAGUUUGUUUCGAGCACCGGAUCUGAAGAAGAUGCUGAGAGUCUUUAGAGAGCUGACCGACGUCCAAAGCUACUGGGUGGACGUGACCCUGAAUCCACAGACGGCUAACUUAAAUCUCGUCCUGUCUAAGAACCGGCGGCAGGUGAGGUUUGUGGGUGCCAAGCUGUCCGAGCCGUCCUGUCUGGAAGAACAUUAUGACUGUAGUGUCCUGGGCUCUCAGCACUUCUCCUCAGGAAAAUACUACUGGGAGGUGGAUGUGGCCAAGAAGACAUCUUGGAUCUUGGGCGUAUGCAGUUCCCCAGUGGAACCCAUGUUCUCCUUCAGCCAGUACCCCAGCCAGCAGAGUGCCUGCUCUAGGUACCAGCCCCAGAGCGGCUACUGGGUGAUCGGGCUGCAGCAUACACACGAGUACAGGGCCUAUGAGGACUCCUCCACCUCCCUGCUCCUCUCCAUGACGGUGCCGCCCCGCCGCAUAGGGGUUUUCUUAGACUAUGAGGCUGGCACCGUCUCCUUUUAUAAUGUCACAAACCAUGGCUUGCCCAUCUACACCUUCUCCAAGUAUUACUUCCCUACUUCCCUUUGUCCCUAUUUUAAUCCCUGCAGCUGUGUAGUCCCAAUGACCCUGCGGCGCCCGAGCUCUUGCCUGGUGGAUUACCCUGUCGGAAGAAGAGCCUCAGAAGUUAGGACAGGAAGAAAAGGGAGCAGUAUAAUGGCUUCAACCAUUGCAGUGAGUGUACAGAAGGAGGCCACUUGCUCUGUCUGCCAAGAGCUUUUGAAAGAACCCCUGAGUCUAGGCUGUGGCCACAGUGUAUGCCAAGCCUGCCUCACCAUGAACAAGGAUGCAGUGAUCAACCCGAGAGGGCACAACAACUGUCCUGCGUGUGGUACUAGAUUCUCAUUUGAAAAGCUACAGGCUGGUCAGCAUCUGACAGGUGGACUGGACAGACUCAGGGAAGUCAACUUGAACCCUGACAUUGGGAAAAAGAAAGAUCUCUGUACACACCAUGAAGAGAAACUCCUCCUCUUCUGUAAGGAAGACAGGAAGGUAAUUUGCUGGGUUUGUGAACGUUCUCAGGAGCAUCGUGGUCACCACACCUUCCUCCGAGAGGAUGCAGCCAAGGAAUAUCAGGAGAAUCUCCAGAAAGCUCUCAAGAGGCUGAGGAAGGAGCAGGGGUUGGCGAUGACAUUGCAAGCUGACAUAAGAGAAGACAGAAUUUCCUGGAAGUUCCAGAUCCAGAGUGAGAGACAAAGGAUACAAAAGGGCUUUAAUCAGCUUAGAAGAAUCCUGGACAUUGAGGAACAGAGAGAGCUGAGAAGACUAGGGAAAGAGGGGCAGACGAUACUGGACAGCCUGGCAGAGGCUGAGGCUGAGCUCACUCAGCAGACCCAGUUGCUGGAGGAACUUAUCUCGGACCUGGAGCGUCGGUGUCAAUGGUCAGAGGUGGAGCUGCUACAGGAUAUGAGCGGCAUCUUGAAAUGGAGUCAGAUCUGGACACUGAAGAAGCCAAAAGCUGUUUCUAAGAAACUGAAGACGGUAUUCCAAGUUCCUGAUCUCAGUGGCAUGCUACGGAAGUUUAGAGACCUAACAGCUGUCCGUGGCUACUGGGCGGACUUCACAUUUAAUCCAGAAAACCUAAAUUUGAAUCUUACUCUUUCAGAAGAUCACAGACAAGUGACAUCUGUGCCCAUUUGGCCACUUAAGUGCUAUAAUAAUGGUAUCUUGGGCUCCAAAUGUUUCUCCUCAGGAAGAUAUUACUGGGAAGUGGAUGUGUCUAAGAAGAACGCCUGGAUCCUGGGGGUUUACACUAGAAAACGUACUUUAAAGUUUCAUGUUAGAAGAGGCAAAACUCAGCCAAGUGUUUACCACAGAUACAAACCUCAGAACGGAUACUGGGUGAUAGGGUUACAGGAUGGAUCCAAGUACAGCAUCUUUGAGGGUUCUCCCAACUGUAACCCAACAGUUCUGAUCCCUGUUGUGGCUGUCCCUCUCCAUCGGGUUGGGGUUUUCCUUGACUGCGAAGAGGGUGCAGUGUCCUUCUUCAAUGUCACAAACCAUGGGUCACUCAUUUACAAGUUCUCUCAAUGCUGCUUCUCCCAGCCUGCUUAUCCAUACUUCAAUCCGUGGGACUGUCCAGCCCCCAUGACCCUGUGUCCUCCGAACGCCUGAGUUUUCUCAUUCUCAUCAGUUUCCAGUCUUCUCGCCUUGAUGCCCACCUUCGUCUAGACAUACCUGUGCCAUUCGAGCACCCCUUUCCAUGGUCUCCCUUUUGUCAUGUUUAGAUCUGGUAUAUCUGGCGUCCUUCAGGAGAGAUGCUUAC
Messenger RNA from Acomys russatus (golden spiny mouse), 3212 nucleotides. It is a transcript of the gene Trim6, whose product is annotated as tripartite motif containing 6. Gene Ontology annotation, molecular function: zinc ion binding; protein binding. The record is from RefSeq and is a predicted model, not a curated record. Lineage: Eukaryota; Metazoa; Chordata; Mammalia; Rodentia; Muridae.